CAUACCCGUGGCAUGGUUUGCAUGUUAGGAAGAAGACAAAACCACAUCUCCACCUUCACUCGCCAGUUCCUCAUAACAAAACCUAGCUUAGCAGAACAGAACAGACUCCAGCAGCCUAGUCUGCUGAAAUCUAAGCAACAUUCCACCCACCACCAACCUUCCUUCACACCGCCACAAUGGAUCCCACUUCCCAAGCAUCCAAAUCCCACCACCCCACCAACAUCAUUAACAGAGAUCCUCCUCCAACUAAACCCUGUGGCGGCAGUAGCAGGAGUUCAUCUUUCAUGUCUAAUUACUUGUCUCCCAGACUCCUAAACCCAUCUCACCACCACCACCACCCCCGCUCCAGCGACAAAAUGACCGCUUCCGCUGAUUUCGAAGCUUCUUCCUUGUUCCCUGCUGCUAAGGCCAAGUACUACUCCCAGCAGAGGAGGCAGAGUGAUGGCAGGGACGAGAAAGAGACCCUGAAGAGGGUCGUUGGAAAGCACAAAUCUUUACCCGAGGGGAAGAUCAAGAAGCAGGAUUUGGAUGUUGGUUUGGUGUUGGUGGAGGAGGAGAAGAAGAAGAAAGUUUUGGUUUUGAGUGAGAAGACCAAGAAGAAGAACAGUAGCAGCAAGAGGGACGAUGUUGAAGAUUAUGAGUUUGGGAAGAAGGAAUUGAGAAAGGAAAUGGAUCUUUUGUUGCUUGAAGGGGUUGAUGAUGUUAAGAGAAGGAGAUCCAUGAGUGAUUCGCGAGUGGAGUUGGGUGAUUCCUUAGCAAGCAAAAAUGCUAAUAUUGUCUCGGUUGAUAUGCCCCCAUUUAUGCAGAUCCAUGCCAUUGAUUGUGCCAGGAAGACUUGUGAUAGUCUCGAGAAGUUCGUUGCCAAGACCCUCGCUCUCACUCUCAAGAAGGAGUUUGAUAGUGUUUAUGGUCCGGCAUGGCAUUGCAUUGUAGGGACAAGUUUUGGGUCCUUCGUGACCCAUUCAGUUGGUGGGUUUCUCUAUUUCUCAAUGGACUCCAAAUUCUAUGUCCUCUUGUUUAAGACUACAGUCCAGAGAGCAGCAGUUUCAGUUGAAUAAUUGGGAUUACAGGACGAACCCAUUGAAAUAGAACCACAAACUCUUUCAUUCCUCUCUGUCAUAGAUUAGAUCAGUUUUGUGGAGCUGAAAGAGCUGGGGCAGAAGCUAAAAAGAACUGCUGUCUCUUCUACAUAUCUGUAUUUUGAGGAUUAAUUUUUUUUUUCUCUUUGGCUGUAGAAACUAGGAAAGCACCAAAGCAAAUGUGUGAAUAUGAUAUGGAAAGUUUUCACCUUUUCCACCCUUUGUUUCAAGGACCCCAUUCCUUCUUUUACCACAAAGUUCUCCUAACUUACUGAGUAGUUUCACUGGUCAAAAUUGCUGCUGCUUUCUCUCCCCGGCCACUUAGUUUCUGAAUUCCAUAGCAUUACAACCUGUUCUAGUUUUAAUGUUUGUGAUGAAUAGAUAGAUAGAUUACUA
Molecule: messenger RNA, 1475 nt
Organism: Linum trigynum
Lineage: Eukaryota; Viridiplantae; Streptophyta; Magnoliopsida; Malpighiales; Linaceae
Source: the annotation of a GenBank genome assembly